Molecule: messenger RNA, 1594 nt
Organism: Macadamia integrifolia
Lineage: Eukaryota; Viridiplantae; Streptophyta; Magnoliopsida; Proteales; Proteaceae
Product: glucan endo-1,3-beta-glucosidase, basic vacuolar isoform-like
Exons: 2
Coding region: 286-1347 (353 amino acids)
Biological process (GO): carbohydrate metabolic process
Cellular component (GO): plasma membrane
Molecular function (GO): hydrolase activity, hydrolyzing O-glycosyl compounds
Source: RefSeq, a predicted model, not a curated record
CUUGUUUCUAAGGGAUUAGGACCAUCUAAGUCAUCCUUGAUGUUAACAGGGAAGGACCAUCCAAAUUGUCAACCUAAAAGGACAUUAAGACUUUUCAACUUUGAACAAGGAAAUGUUGGCACAGAAGCAGCUUCCAAGUGUUUUCAUAGGAUUGCCACUGAAGUCUUAGUAGGACAUGGAAACUCUCAAGGUACAGAAUUUGAUCUUCUUCUCUUCCUAUAUCAGAAGCCUAAAUGGUGGUGAUGAGAUGCAUCUGAAAAAUCUUAGAUUCUCUUCUUCACCACCAUGGCUGCUUUCUUUGCAAAAAGAAACAAUAGCCCUCCUGAUGCUACCACAGUACUGUUGCUUCUGUUUGGGCUACUAAUGAGUAGCCUAGACAUCACAGGUGCACAAACAGGUGUUUGUUAUGGAGGUCAAGCCUUAGGCAACAAUUUACCAUCUCCACAGGAAGCUGUGGAUCUUUAUAAAUCAUCAAACAUCCAUAGGAUGAGGCUUUAUGCUCCAGAUGAAGCAACUCUCGAAGUCCUUAGAGACUCCAACAUUGAACUCAUCUUGGGUGUCCCAAACGAUGACCUUCAAGGCAUAGCAAUCAACACUACCACUGCAUACAAUUGGGUACAGAGAAACAUAAAAGCCUACUCAUCUAAUGUCAAAUUCAAGUACAUUGCCGUCGGCAACGAAGUAAAUCUCACCACCAACGGCGAAGCUCAAUUUGUUCUCCCUGCAAUGCAAAACAUACAAAGUGCAAUUACAUCAUUUGGUCUACAAAACCAAAUCAAAGUGUCCACAGCAAUUGAUUCUCAACUCCUUGAUGAUAACAUUACUUAUCCUCCAUCCCAACUCGACUUCAAAGGCGAAGCGAGGUCGUUUAUAGACCCAAUUAUAAGCUUCCUUGUUAACAAUGGUGCACCAUUACUUGCUAAUGUGUAUCCUUACUUCAUUUACAAGUAUAACCAACAAGACAUUCAACUCUCCUAUGCUUUGUUUACCUCUUCAUCAGUUGUGGUUCAAGAUGGUGGAUUAGGGUACCAAAACCUUUUUGAUGCUAUGGUGGAUGCUUUCUACUCAGCUCUUGAGAAGGAUGGAGGUGGUUCUGUUGAGAUUGUUGUAUCAGAGAGUGGAUGGCCAACUGAAGGAGAUGUGGGGACUUCUGUGCAAAAUGCACAAACUUACAAUUCAAAGCUGAUUGAACAUGUGAAGAAUGGAACUCCCAAGAGGCAAGGAAGAGCUAUAGAGACUUAUAUCUUUGAAAUGUUUGAUGAGAACCUAAAGAAUCCAGAGAGGGAGAAACACUGGGGGCUUUUCUUUCCCAACAAACAACCCAAAUAUCAGUUCAGUUUCUCUUAAUUGUUAAAAGAGUGAGAGAUGGGUUCUCUAAAGAGGGUCUUCUUUCUGUGCUUUUUAAUUUUGACUCAUGUUUGUCAUAUUGUAUGUUUUCAAUAUGAACAAGCAGUGAAAUUCCCAAAAUAGAAAUAGAUAUUUCAUCACUACCACAUCCAUUAUCAUUCAAAUAGUCCUAUGUUUUCUUUGAAGGUUAUCAUGUAGACACUGGGGCAGACAAUAUGCUUGUAAAUUAUUUUUGUUUGUUUUGUGC